This is a messenger RNA of Durusdinium trenchii, 1109 nucleotides long. The record is from the annotation of a GenBank genome assembly. NCBI's taxonomy places the organism in Eukaryota, Dinophyceae, Suessiales, Symbiodiniaceae.
GCAAUCAUGAAACAGGAAAGGAUACGAAAGGUCUAAAGGUCCAAGAUCUAAAGAAGCAAGCAAAAGAAAAGGAAAGGGAAGAAGACUGAAAAGAAGAGACAGCGGCUGAAGGCUGGGAUCUCUCCAAAACAAGACCUAUGUCAUCACUGGGACUACCACAGGCUGUGGCUAUGAAGCCACACGACUGCUCCUCUCCAAGGGUGCUCAGGUGCUCAUGCUCAAUCGCAAUGCUGAGCGAAGUGCCAAAAUCAUGGAGAAGUUUAAGGAGGAAUUUGGUGCUGAUGCAAAGGUGUCCUUGGUGACGAUGGACCUUGCAGUGUUGGCUUCGGUACGGGAGGCUGCCAAAGCUGUGCUGGCACAAGCGCCCCAAAUCCAUGCCCUCAUUUGCAAUGCUGCCAUUGCCCAGGUCUCCACGCAAAAGCUCACUGAGGACGGCUUUGAAAGCCAAUUGGGUGUGAACCACUUUGCUCACUUUUUGCUCUGUGGGCUACUCUACGACCGGGUGGAGAAGUCCAAAGGCCGGAUCGUGGUGGUGGGAAGCAACGGUUACAACAUGGGGUUGAAAAGAAUGAACUUCGACGACUUGAACUUUGAUCAGAACUACCAUGACUUCACGGUGUACUGCCAGAGCAAGCUGGCUCAGAUGAUCUUCGGCUAUGAGCUGCAGAGGCGUGCAGCAGGUAAGAUCCAGGUGCAUGUGUGUCAUCCUGGUGCCUCCAGGACUGAAUUGGCACAGGAUGAUGAUGUGAGCUGCAUGAUGAAGACGAUGCUCACAAUGUUUUCGCCCCUUGGCCAGAGUGCAGAGCAUGGCUCAUGGCCAGAGGUCAUGUGUGCCACAGAGGAUGGAUUGAAGGACUUUGCUUACUAUGGCCCUACCGAACGAAUGGAAAUGGUGGGUGCCAUCGGAGAAUGCAAUUUGGAAUCCCAUGCGUUGGACAAAGAGGCAGCCACAAAACUCUGGACCAUUUCGGAAGAGAAGACGGGCCUAAAAUGGUCUCCAUAAGAUGGGCUACGGGCCUAAAGCUCGCGAGCGCGCCCAACCGGCAUCGCCGGUCUGCAAAACUCUACAAUAGCUGAUAAUUGUAUGGAUCCGACACCACAAUCCGUAC